AUGAAAAAGGAAAAGAGCCACGUUCAGACACCGCACUCAUCUUCAAUUCAAUUAUUUAUACUACCAACACCACCCCUCUCUCUCUCUCUCUCAUUUCCACUUGAACAACAAAACAAUGGCCGGUUUCUUCACCGGCACCGCCCUCCUCCUCCUCCUCCUCCUCCUGUUCUCCCUCUCCACCAACGCUACCAAAUACCAGACCCUAAUCCCUUCCUCUCACACCCUCCCUCAACCAAACACAAACACCCUCCCUCUAUCAUCAUCAGAAGAACAAUUAUCAUUAACCGAAAACACCCUCUCUCUUUCUCUAGAUCUACACCAUCUAGACACUCUCUCCCUCCCCGCCAAUGCCACCCCGGAGUCCCUCUUCAACCACCGCCUGUCCCGUGACUCCGCCCGAGUCAAAACCAUCACUAGCCUCGCCUCCAACCGGACCAACACCAAAGCAGACUUCAGCAGUUCCGUCAUCUCCGGCCUCGCACAGGGCUCCGGCGAGUACUUCACCCGCAUCGGUAUAGGAACUCCCGCAAGAUACGCCUACAUGGUGUUGGACACCGGAAGCGACGUCGUCUGGAUCCAGUGCUCCCCUUGCCGGAGAUGCUACACCCAGUCUGACCCCAUCUUCAACCCCACCAAAUCCAAGACCUUCGCCGGCGUUGCCUGCGGUACACCCCUCUGUAACCGCCUUGAUUCCCCCGGGUGCAACAACCGCAACAAGAAAUGUAUGUACCAGGUGUCCUACGGUGACGGUUCCUUCACCGUCGGCGAGUUCUCCACCGAAACCCUUACGUUCAGGAAAACAAAAGUCAAUAAUAUUGCUUUUGGGUGUGGUCACGAUAACGAGGGCCUCUUUGUUGGUGCUGCCGGGCUAUUGGGCCUGGGCCGGGGAAAGUUAUCUUUCCCGAACCAGGCGGGUCGUCAGUUCGGGUCAAAGUUUUCGUAUUGUUUAGUGGACAGGUCCAUGUCGGCUAAACCAUCCUCUUUGGUGUUUGGAAACGCUGCCGUUUCGCGUGUGGCGCGUUUCACUCCUUUAGUUAGUAACCCCAAACUGGACACGUUUUACUACGUGGGACUCACAGGUAUAUCAGUAGGGGGUGUUCGAGUACCCGGAAUCUCCAGCUCCUUGUUCCAGCUAGACAACUCAGGGAAUGGCGGGGUCAUCAUCGACUCGGGGACCUCGGUCACCCGCUUGACUCGACCGGCUUACGUGGCGCUGCGAAACGCCUUCUUGUCCGGAGCAUCUCAUUUGAAGAGGGGACCCAAUUUUUCACUUUUCGACGCGUGUUUCGAUCUGUCGGGGAAGACGGAGGUGAAGGUGCCAACGGUGGUGAUGCAUUUCAAAGGUGCUGACGUGUCGUUGCCGGCGUCGAAUUACUUGAUUCCGGUCGAUAGCAAUGGGAGCUUCUGCCUGGCAUUUGCGGGAACCACUAGUGGGUUAUCUAUUAUUGGGAAUAUCCAGCAACAAGGGUUCCGGGUGGUGUAUGAUUUGGCCGGUUCACGGGUCGGGUUUGCUCCUAAAGGAUGUGCUUAGGUAGCUAGCUGUUUAGCUUUCUUACUUUUUAAUUAUUAUUACUAAUUAAGAAACAAAGAGAAAGGAACAUGUAUUUGUUGUCUUGUGCCCUGUCUGUCUGUCUUUCUUUCUGAUAAAAUUAUUAUUAUUAUUAUUAUUAUAAAUGAAAAUUUAAUUUGCAGAA
Molecule: messenger RNA, 1694 nt
Organism: Helianthus annuus (common sunflower)
Lineage: Eukaryota; Viridiplantae; Streptophyta; Magnoliopsida; Asterales; Asteraceae
Product: aspartyl protease family protein 2
Exons: 1
Coding region: 116-1531 (471 amino acids)
Biological process (GO): proteolysis
Molecular function (GO): aspartic-type endopeptidase activity
Source: RefSeq, a predicted model, not a curated record